GUGUAAAGUAUGUAAGGCUGUAAUCAACUGAGGGCGGAAGUUUAACAAUCUGACCAGAUAGUUGCUAUCAUUAUCUUUUAUACGCUGAUAGAUCAAAUGAUGUGGUAGCAGCUUUGAAGGAGGAUGUUCCACGGGAGCGGAAGUGGUGGUUACGGCGCGGGAACCGACUACCAGACCCAGUCCCAACAACAACAACAACAACAGCAGCAGCAGCAGCAACAACAACAGCAUACUCAACAGUUACAAGCGCCUGUCUAUGUGCCAUCAUCUAGGCCAGCUAUUCCAGCAGCAGCCACGGCCCAGUAUCACUCAUUUCCGGGUUCUGCUUCACCCGCAUGGGAGAAAACUACUUCAUGGCAGCAUGGGGUAGAUAGUUACGCACAUCAUGCACUGACAGGACACACUGGUGGAUCGGCAGCAAGUAUGGGUGCGCAUAGUACACAUGGGCAUCCGCAUGCAGCGCAUCCACACACCGGACAUCCGCAUUCGACCCUAACUUCGCCAUUUUAUGCACAGAAUGUCGCCAUGAUGUCGUCCUGGAGAGCUUACGAUAGUGCUGGCUUCCAACGCGCUUCACCUUACGAUACUGCAAUGGACUUUCAAUUUGCCGAGGGACGCGAGUGCGUUAAUUGCGGUGCUAUUUCCACCCCGUUAUGGCGACGCGACGGUACAGGACAUUAUUUAUGUAAUGCAUGCGGAUUGUAUCACAAGAUGAAUGGAAUGAAUAGACCACUAAUAAAACCAUCUAAACGCCUUACUGCAACAAGACGUCUAGGUCUCUGCUGUACCAAUUGUGGUACACGAACAACAACACUAUGGAGGCGUAACAAUGAAGGUGAGCCAGUUUGCAACGCAUGUGGUCUGUACUUCAAACUUCACGGUGUGAAUCGACCUCUAGCAAUGCGUAAAGACGGUAUUCAAACACGGAAACGUAAACCAAAAAAGACUUCCGAUUCCACGGCCUCGAGGACUUCCACCAACGACCAUGAGACUUCAACUUCAACCACUUCAUCGCCAUCUAACGAAUUAAAAAGUAGUCAGCAGCAUCAUCAGUCAGAAUCAACAAAAUCAUCAUCAUCGGUAUCAACUGAUCGACCUGUUUACCUCGGGCACACACCUUUACUGGCAACCGGUGUAAUACCGACUGUUAAAACAGAGCCACGAAGUUGCGACGGGCUUAUCGGACAGCCUUACUCGUCUUAUUACCAACAUCCACAUCAACAUCAGUUAGAUACACCGACAAGCGAGCAUCAACAUCAACAAAAUUACUACAAUGCACAAGAGACUUAUCAUCAUCAACAUCAUGUCGCUACUGCUGCUAAACUUCUUCUAUCGGAGCAGUUAGAAAAUAAUGGAGUAAAUAACUGUAGUAUCACUGUAAAUCCUGGUAUGAAUGUCCAUCUACAUGUUAAUUGUUUUAAUCCUCCUCAAAAUAUUAGUAAUAUCACGAUUGUUCUAAAUGAACCAAAAGUUGAUCAAGAUCAAAUUGUGGAGGGCAUUAAUAAAAAAAUUGAAGUUUUGAAAAUUAAAUUAUAUGAAGAAAUUGAACAUUAUUUAAAUGUUUCGGUAAACGAAUUUAAAACCAAGCUUUUGAUAUGGGCAAAUAGCCUCGGUACAGAUGUGAUUCGAAAAUUUUCUGAGAAAAGCAAAACAGCGAUACAUGCAUUGGAUCAAGUAGCCAAAGCUAAAAAAGAUAAAUUUAUCAUCAAUCUUGAGAAUUAUACUAGGAGAGCAAUUCAGAUUUACAAAAAUGAGACAUACAUUGUUUCAGUAAAGUUGGCUGAAAAAUUAACGGAAUUGAAUGAAAAAAUAGACAGCAUUAAAAUUCAAAAUGUUAAUACUAUAUUGCAUCAUAAUAAUAACAAUAAUAAAGUAGAUAUGAAUUCAAUAGAUUGGAAUGACUCAAAAGUAGAUUCACUUGAAGCUUACUUAGCAUCGCAUAAACUUGAAAGUUCUGAUACAAAAUCAUCAUUUAACUUUGGUGGCUCAAAUACGGAUUCACUUGAAGCGCAAUUAGCAUCGCAUGAACUUGACAGUUCUAAUACAAAGUCAUCAUUUAACUUUGGUGGCUCAAAUACGGAUUCACUUGAAGCGCAAUUAGCAUCGCAUGAACUUGACAGUUCUAAUACAAAGUCAUCAUUUAACUUUGGUGGCUCAAAUACGGAUUCACUUGAAGCGCAAUUAGCAUUGCAUGAACUUGACAGUUCUAAUACAAAGUCAUCAUUUAACUUUGGUGGCUCAAAUACGGAUUCACUUGAAGCGCAAUUAGCAUCGCAUGAACUUUACAGUUCUAAUACAAAGUCAUCAUUUAACUUUGGUGGCUCAAAUACGGAUUCACUUGAAGCGCAAUUAGCAUUGCAUGAACUUGACAGUUCUAAUACAAAGUCAUCAUUUAACUUUGGUGGCUCAAAUACGGAUUCACUUGAAACUUACUUAGCAUCGCAUGAAAUUGGCUGUUCUAAAUGUAAAUCAUCAUUUGACGUCGAUGAUUUUGAAAUAGAUUCAUUGAGGCGCAAAUAGCAUCACAUGAAUUUGAUAGUUCGAAAACGAAAUUAUUAGCUUUGAAUGAUUUAAAUAUAAAUUCAUUUGAUUGAAAAACAACAUGGCCGGAAACUGGUAAUUCUAAAAAACAUUCUUAUGAUUUUGGUGCCUUAGAAAUAUAUAUGCAUAGUGUUGAUAAUAAGAUAAAUUUAUCUGAUCUUUAUGAUGAAUAAAUCCAUUUUUCCGGUA
This is a messenger RNA of Microplitis demolitor, 2730 nucleotides long. RefSeq lists its product as uncharacterized. The transcript has 7 exons. The coding region runs from base 124 to 2520 and encodes 798 amino acids. Lineage: Eukaryota; Metazoa; Arthropoda; Insecta; Hymenoptera; Braconidae. The record is from RefSeq and is a predicted model, not a curated record. Gene Ontology annotation, molecular function: DNA-binding transcription factor activity, RNA polymerase II-specific; RNA polymerase II cis-regulatory region sequence-specific DNA binding; zinc ion binding. Gene Ontology annotation, biological process: positive regulation of transcription by RNA polymerase II; cell fate commitment; negative regulation of transcription by RNA polymerase II.